AGUUAGCUUCAUAUGUUUGAGGGGAUACCUAGAGCUGUGGCUUAAUCAUGUUAGCAGUUGCCACAUAUAAAAAUAGACAUACUAUAUGUGAUGGGAAUGCGCAUAGUACUGUAAUAGGCUCACUCUGAAGAACUGCUGGCCUCUUUCUCUGACUUGGUGAUUGUGGGAGGUUUCUCAGGUAAAUUGAUGCAGUUAUUUCUAAAUAAACUGAAUUUAGUAAAUGGUUAUUAUUUUAAUGUCAAAGUUCACUUGAACACUCCUUCCACAGUAAUCUCAAUAUGAGUGAACAAUAUUAGUGCUGGUCUCAAAUUUCAAAAACAAGGUACUUGAGGGGCUGGAGCAAUGAUAGCCCAGCAGGUAGGACCUUUGCCUCGCACGCAGCCAACCUGGGUUUGAUCCCCACCACCCUACAUAGUUCCCUGAACAAGGUACUUGACAGAAAUCAAGAUUGUGUUCAUCUUGGGGCUGGAGUGAUAGAACAGCGGGUAGGGCAUUUGCCUUGCAGGCGGCAGAUCCAGAUUCGAAUCCCAGCAUCCCAUAUGGUCCCCCCGAGCACCGCCAGGAGUAAUUCCUGAGUGCAUGAGCCAGGAAUAACCCCUGUGCAUCGCCGGGUGUGACCCAAAAAUCAAAAGCCAAAAAAAAAAAAGAUUGUGUUCAUCUUGCUUUUGCUUCCCCAGAGCAUGACACAGUCAGCUUCAGGAAGUGUUUGGGAAAUGGUGAGUUCAUGGAAACACAUAUUAUGUGUAUUAACACAUACUAUCUACAAAUAACUGAUAGGUGAGAAGGAUUGUAAUUAAUUAAGGAUUGUAAUUAAUUAGGUUUGAAGAACAGACUAAUUCCAGGUUUAAAGAAGACAUUUUUUUUUUUUGCAUUAAAAAAUAUUGUAUUAAUCACUGAGUUGGAGAGAGAUCUUUUUAAUAUACCUUCAUUUGUUUCUUGGAUUUCUUUGAUUUCCAGGUUGAAUCUAUACAAAAGAUAAUACAGAUGUGUGUGUGUGUGUGUGUGUGUGUGUGUGUAUGUAUGUUGCUCUGGAGCACUUUUCAGUUUCCUUUAAGCAUCCUGAAUUGUCAUCUCACAACAUGAAAUACGAGGCUAGUCUAAAUACUGAUGCGAAAAAAAUGAAGGCAUAAGACUGAGAACAUUCAGACCUGGGAAUACUAAGUGAUGUUUAAUAAACUUCCAAAUUUGCUCAGUUUUUAAUGUUAGGUUUCAAUAGACAACUGGGUUAACUGCCUGAAAAUUUUCUUUUGAAGAUUCUAAUCUGAGUGCUGACAUGGGAGUAAGAAUUGGUAGAGAAAAGCCCUAUUUUUCAGCUGAUUUUUGCUUGUCUCCCAGAGUUUGAAUGUAUGUGAGCCUUCGUUGCCAGCAGUGCUUUGUUUUUUCUUGUUUAAAGUGUGUCAAACUUAAGGCAAAAUAUUUUAGUUUUAUGCACUAAUACUGACAAUUGAAAAUAAUAUUCCAAAAAGUUCCAAUUUAUGGCAGUAGGUUUGGGGAUGGGGAUGCUUUGGGGCCACAACACCAAAUCUGGCCAGGAUGUACUCUGCACUCCGUGAGAACUCUAUAUGGUGCUGGGAUUGAACUCGGGUCUGCUGUGUGCAGGCAAGUACCCCACUCCUCACCUCCUCAACUAUCUUGAUGGCUCUGUGCCAGAAAGUUUGAUUCAGUGUUUUCAUUCAUUUCUCUUUUUACUUAUUAUGGAACUGUGGUUCUUUAUGUUCAUCCACCAGAGGAUGUUUGGGGUCCUUUCCAGUGACCUGCAUGAUCAGCAAGCUAGGUAAUGCUAAGACAUUCAUUAUUUGCUAUUUUUCAAUUGUGUUGAAAUUUUGUAUCAAUAGUACAAAAGCAAUGAUAGGUAAAAUUACUGAGCCUUUACCAGGAAUCAAAGUAAUGUCAAUAAUUUGUAUAAUAUGUAUAUAUUAUAUAUAUAACAAUAUGUAUAUAUAUUUGAGGGAGUGGUGGGGUAGGGGUUACACUCAGCAGUUAAACUUUUAACUGGUUAUUCCCAGCUUGCGCUCAGGAAUCCUGUUUUUUUAUUUAUUGUUUUUGUUUUGGGGUCACACCCAGCGGUGCUCAGGGGUUCAUCCGGGCUCUGUGCUCAGGAGCCAUUCCAGGCAGACUCCAGGCACCAUAUGGAAUGCCAGGGAUUUAACCCAGAUUGGCUGCAUUCAAGGCAAAUGCCCUACCUACUGUACUAUCUCUCUGGCUCUAAUAAAGUCCAUUUUUUUUGGUUUGUUUUGCUUUUCAAGUAAAAUAAUUUAAUUUAGAGAAACUUAGAAUAUGAAAGAAGGAGAAAGUCUUAAAAAAGAGGCAUAUUCAAGAGAGAACAUGGAUUUCUGCAGAAGAAAAAGCAAAGAUUGAGGGGCUGGAGAGAUAGUACAGUGGGUAGAGCAUUUGCCUUACACGCAGCUGAUUGAUAUGGUUCCCUGAGCACUGCCAGGAGUAAUUCUUUGAGUGUCACCAGGUGUGGCUCAAAAAACAAAGUAAGGCAAAGAGUGAAUGUCAGUUUUUUAAUUAAUUUCUAAAUAGUUUAUAAUUUUCAUUUGUAUUUUUUCUUUCAGUCAAGGAAUCCUACUUACAGCCUUCUAGAAUUUAUAGCAUUAUAGUCAACAUAUUUUGUGACUUGUGCUAUUUUAAUUGAUAAAGUUUGGUUUUAAACAUGAAUAAUUAUUUGAAUUUUCAUGUGUCUCUUAAAGCAAAUGUUUGAAUGUAUAUAUUUUAAUAUCAAAAUUAACACAAGUUUAUAAAUUGUGAUGCCUAUAGUUACCUUUUCUCCAGUUUUGUAUUAGUGAUUUGUUUUUAAUUUCCUUAUCUGAUGCUUUGUAUUAAGGAUUGUCUUCAUAUUUAUUAAUUUACAUUGUGUUUAACACAUGUACUGUUAGGUCUGUGAUAUAAAUGUAGAUAUAAUAUAAAUGUAAUGUAGGCAAAAUUCCAUUGUGUUUCCCUAGCAGAAGAAAUAAGACUUGUUUAAAAUUAGUACUCUGAUCAGAAUUUUAUGUUUAUGUUAGGAAGCACUUCACCAUGUAUUUUCAUCAACUUUCAUUUAAUGUAAGGCUAUUUCAUUUAGAGUUGUAGAAUUUUUAUUAACAUUUCUUCCAAAUGUAUUUUCCCUCUUAAAGUCAUGGAGGAGGGGCUGGAACAAGGGUACAGUGGGCAGGCACUUGCCUUGCACACGGCCAGUCCGGUUUCAAUCCUUAGCAUCACAUAUGGAUCCCUGAGCCCAAUAGGAGUGAUCCCUGAAGAUUGCCAGAUGUGGCCCCGAAAAUCCAAAUAAAUAAAGUAAUAAAGCAAACUUGGCGGGGCUGGAGUAAUAGCACAGUGGGUAGGGCAUUUGCCUUGCACACGGCUGACCUGGGUUCGUUUCCAGCAUCCCAUAUGGCCCCCUGAGCACCAUCAGGAGUAAUUCCUGAGUGCAGAGCCAGGAAUAACCCCUGUGCAUCGCCAGGUGUGACCCAAAAAGCAAAAAAAAAAAAAAAAAAAAGCAAAAUUGGGUCCCAUUCAUUGCUUCUAAUUAUCAUUUUUCUUAAUCUUCUGAAAUAUAAUUAAAUGGAUUGUUUUCUAGAGCCGUAUUAAAGCAUUUGUAUUGAUUGAAAAAUAAAAUUUCAAACUAGCAUGGCAACAGAAAUAUCACAUAGAAGUGUUAGUGUGUCAUUGUUUUAAUAGAGGUUAUAUUUAUUUUGUUUCUUAUUUUUGAGUCACACCCCACAAUGCUCAGGGGUUACUCCUGGCUCUGCACUAAGGAAUUACUUCUAGUGGUGUUUGGGGGACCGUAUUGUUACACCAGGGAUGGGUUCCUGGGUCUGCUGUGUGUAAGGUAAGCACCCUAUCACUCUGGCCCUGGUUUUCCAUUUUUAAUGGAAGCAUUAGGAGACUGUUAGGCAGGAAGGUCAGAGGAACUAGUUUCCAGUUUUCCAGUUCUUUAAGUAUCACUCUUAGAGCAAAGGGCUAGAGAUUGCAGAUCCUUUUUGCUUUUUCAGAAACAUCAAGUCAGUUAAGUGUCAGACUGAGACCCAUUUUCUUUUCUUUUUUGUUCACUUCUUUUCUUUUUGUGGCUUUUUUUCGGUCACACCUGACGAUGCUUAGAUUUUCCUCCUGGCUCUGCACUCUGAAUUACAACUUGAGGUGCUCGGUGGACCAUAUUGGAUGCCAGAUAUUGAACCAGGUGGCUUUGUGCAAGGCAAACCCUCCCGGCUGUCCUAUCACUCUAGCCACUAAAACCCAUUUUCAAGACUUUUGAAAGGUUUUGGAAAUUGACUUCUUUGUUCUUCAGUCUGCUUCCUGAAGUUUAAAGUGUCUCCCCUUUCUGGUUUUUCGUAUCUUCAACAUUGCAUAAUCAAUGUCCAGUAAGUCACGGUUGAAAUGAUUAGUAUAUUUCUAGAUUAGGCCCUGAUGGAGAGUCCUACCACCAUUUGUUUUAGCUGUACAUACAUUUAGCCAGUCAAGGAACACGCCACUCUACUAGAGAUUACUACUAGAAACACAUGUUGCAUUUGGUCUUAUGAGGAGGAUAAAAACUUACUAGUUGCAAACUAGAUGUUUCUCUAAAGACAUAGAUAUUGCUAGUCAAGAAAGGCACCGGUCUUAAACUCCUAGAGUGAAAUGGGGUUAGAUAAUGAUCUAGACACACCUACCCACAUAUAACUUCUCAAUCCUCAACUCAAAGGCCACCCCAGUCGGCCUCACUUCCCCUCAGAACCCCUCAACGCCAGGUCCACGAUCUGUCACACAACGACCUUUUAUCCCAGGGUGUACACACCCGCGCUGCAACCGUCACAGCCAAAGUGUCUCCCCCAAGCAUCCCAUCACAGUCCCCCAAAUCCUCACACAGUUGCCGCAGGUCACUCUGCUGGCUGAGCCCACCCAAGGCGGCACCUUCUAGUCCCGUUACUCACACCACGGCUGUGGGCUGCGCAGGCGCGAAGCAGAGGCGGGGGGCGGGGUGGGGGCUCAGGGGCCCUCUGGGAAAUGUAGUUCCACGAGAUGAGUCGCGGUGCCAAGCCUGCUGGGGCUGGUAGUGUUUGUGGAGCCCCAAGGAAAAGCCGAGGAGCUCUUUCCGGACCGGGUGGCAAGUCAGUAUCCCAGCCGAACUCUUCGGUUCCGCCCCGCUCUGCCCUGCGGGGGUUUCUGUGAGGUGACGUCGUGAGUCUCCGGUCGCUAGGAGGGUUCCGAACACUAACGACAUCCGGAGGACUUCAUUCUCCGUAAGAAAGAGCAGAAGAAAUAAGGAAAGAAUGGCUGUUGGACUUUGUGAAGCCAUAUCUUGAGAAGUGAUUGCUCUGAAGUAACUAACCAUGCAAAGGACAUUAAGGAGAAGAGAAAAACAAAAUUUACAAGUCAGCAGAGUCUGAUCACUGUGCUCGCUUUGGCAGCACAUAUACUAAAAUUGGAACGAUACAGAGAAGAUUAGCCUGGCCCCUGCACGAGGAUGACACGCAAAUUCGUGAAGCGUUCUGUAUUUUUGGACUGGAGCGAUAGCACAGUGGGUAGGGCAUUUGCCUUGCUCACAUCCGACCCUGGUUCGAUUCCUCUGUCCCUCUUGGAGAGUCUGGCAAGCUAACGAGAGUAUCCUGCUCACACGGCAGAGCCUGGCAAGCUCCCCAUGGCAUAUUCAAUAUGCCGAAAACAGUAACAACAAGCCUCACAAUGGAGACAUAACUGGUGCCCGCUUGAGCAAAUUGAUGAACAAUGGGAUGACAGUGCUACAGUGCUACAGAGUCUGAUCAGGAGGCAAAGGGGUUGGUAACCUUCAGGGAUGUGGCCAUAGAUUUUUCCGAAGAGGAAUGGGAAUGGCUGGACUCAUCUCAGAAAGAUUUACACAGAGAUGUCAUGUUGGAGAACUACAGGAAUUUGGUAUGGCUUGGACUCUGCCUCGCUAAACCCAACAUGAUCUUACUGGAUCAAGGGAAAGGACCAUGGACAGUAGCGAGAGAGGUGUCAGGGGGGCAGUAUGCUGGUUUGGAGCCUUGGUGUGAAAUUAAGGAAAUAUCUCGAAAGUGGUAUAUUGAUGAAGUGAAAAUAUCCCAGGCAAUGGUAAUGAAAACACUUGCACGUUAUGUCCCUGAAUGCUGCAGUUUCAGAAAACCCUGGAAAUAUGAGGGUGAAUUCAAGCUGCAUCAGGGAAAUAAAGAGAGUCAUUUUAGGCAAAUGACACCUCUUAAGGAACUCCCUGCUGUGAGAAGAGGCAAUGAAUAUAAUAGUUAUGAGAGAAGGAUUCUCUUUAAGUCAGUAAUUUUAACACAACAGAGACAUCCCAUAAUAAAGCAAGUGCAUACAUUUGAUAUUCAUGAUAAAAUUGUUCUCCCAAAUUCAGUCCUAAUUGCGCAUAAUAGACUACGUGCAGAGAAGAAACACUUGCUAAGUAAUGAGUGUAAAGAAUUCAACCAGAAUACAUACAUUCAUAAACAUAUAGGAAUCCCUCAUGGGGAGAAACCUGAAAAUAAUGGUUUUUCAAAUCUCUUCAGUUUCCACUCAUUCCUUGUCCAACAUCAAGCCACUCACUUUGGAAAAUUACCCCAUGGAUAUGAUGAAAGUGAUAAUGCCUUUAGAUGUUACUCUUUCUUUACUCAACCUCAGAGAAUUCAUGGUGAAGAGAAACAAUAUGAAUGCAAUGACUCUGGAAAGGCCUUUAGCCAUAACUUCUUUCUCAGUGAGCAUCAGAAAACUCAUAUCGGAGAGAAACCAUAUGAAUGUAAGGAAUGUAAUAAAGCCUUCAAACGGAGUGCACACCUUGCUCAACAUCAGAGAAUCCAUACCGGAGAGAAACCCUUUGCAUGCAACGAAUGUGGGAAGACCUUUAGCUAUCGCUCUCACCUUAAUCAAUAUCAAAGAAUUCAUAUCGGAGAAAAGCCCUAUGAGUGCUUUAAAUGUGGGAAAUUUUUUCAGACUGACUCACAACUUAAUCGACAUCACAGAAUUCAUACUGGAGAAAAACCUUUUGAAUGCAGUAAGUGUGGGAAAGCCUUCAGCGAUGCUAUAAUUCUAAUUCAUCAUAGGAGAAGUCAUGCAGGAGAGAAACCCUAUGAAUGCAACAAAUGUGGCAAGACCUUCAGUUGUGACUCAUAUCUUAAUCAACAUCAAAGAGUUCAUACUGGAGGAAACCCUAUGUGUGUAAUGACUGUGGGAAGGCUUUCCAUCAGAUCCUGUCCCUUAGGCUAUACCAGAGGGUACAUGCAGGAGAAAAAUCCUUGGACUGUACUGAAUGUGGUAAUAAUUUUUUUUUUAUUUGCAAUAUUUUCUUUUCACAGGGAAUAUCAGCACGCAGAAAUCUUGUAACUCUCAUAUAGAUACAGCACCAACGGUAAGGCAGUCUAUUUUUGCAUUGUUAAAACUGAAAAGCCCCCAAAUAAUGCUGGUUACAGUAACAUAUUAUAUUGUAGAAGACUUUUUUUUAAUUAAUAGUUUAUUUUUAAUUAGUGAGUCAACGUGAGGGUACAGUUACAGAUUUAUACAUUUUUGUGCUCAUGUUUCUCCCUUACAAAGUUUGAUAACCCAUCCCUUCACCAGUGCCCAUUCUCCACCACCCGUAAACCCAACAUCCCUCCCCCCCUCCCCAGUCCCGUCUCCCCCACCCCACACUGCCACUAUGGCAGGGUAUCCCUUUUUGUUCUCUCUCUCUGAUUAGGUGUUGUGGUUUGCAAUAAAGGUGUUGAGUGGCCAUUGUGUUCAGUCUCUAGUCUAUAUUUGGCCCGCAUCAUCUUUCCCCCACAUGACCAACAACCUGAAUGUGGUAAUAAUUUUAGCUGUUCCACAGCCCUUAAACGACAUCAGAAAAUUCAUAAUAAACCCCUCUGGUUAAGAAAGAAACCGAGCGCUCAGAGUUUACUGAUUUCUUCUUUACACCACUGAAAACUUUAUAAAGAUACAAUAUUUGGCACAUGGUAGAUGCACAAUAAUUAAUGAAUCAACAACGUUUGUGGGAGACUAAAGAAAUAAUUUAAUAGCCUGAAGUGUGUGUUUCGCACAAAGAAGCCGCCCCCCCCCCCAAAAAAAAAGAAAGAAACCGUACUCACCACUCAGUUUUGUUUUCUUUUUUACUUGUUGGGUCACACCCAGCGAUGCUUAGGAGUUACUCCUGGCUCUGCACUCAGGAAUUACUCCUGAUGGUGCUUGGGGGACCAUGGGAUACUGGGAUUGAAUCAGGGUUGGCUGCAUGCAAGGCAAACACCUUACCCAUUGUGCUGUCACUCUGGCCCCACUCAGUUCUUAUUAAAUAAACAUCACUAAUUUUUUUGGGUAGUUUUUUUAUGAAUGUGAUAUGUGUGAAAGAGUCUGUUAUUUGAGAUAGCAUAAAUAAUAGCUUUUCAUUUCUGUCCCUAUUUGAGAAUUACCUUACUUUUAAGAGUACAUAGUUUUGAUGAAGUCACAGGUGUGUGUCACAGUGUGGCUAAUUAUUUUCCUCAACCUAUUGAUUAAUAAGGAAUUGGCAAAUGUUCCUGUCUGAUAUUUAGACAGACUUUUUUUAAUAGGCAGUAGUGUUUUUUUGUUAAUUGCAGCUUUCUAUGAUUUAGUAAGGUCUUUUGCCAUUUAAAAAAGCCUCUUCAAAAUAGAUUUGUCACAUUAAGUCCAUAGAAAAAUAAGGAAAUGAGAAAAAUUUGAUGGCAUGAUUUGAUACAAUUGCAAUCAAAUCUGAAGUCUGAAUUGGUUCCUCAUACUUUUAUCAUUUUUGGGAUCCAAUAAAUUUUUGUUUUAAUUUGGAUUAGAUUUUGCCGCUUGGAAAUAUAGUCCUGAAUUAUACAUCAUGUGUUUGUUUUUUAAAAAAUACUUUGCCUUUCAUAAACUUAUCAACUUUUCUAUAGCAUCAAUAUCCUGAAGAGAAACUUCAUAAUAAAUAUAUGAAAGUUGAAUUCAUAGCCUUACUAAAGCUGAAAGAAUUGUUAUAUUUGAUUUGUUUAAUCUGCUUCUCAGGGCCAGAGCAAUAGCACAGCGGGUAGGGCGUUUGCCUUGCACGCGGCCGACCCGGGUUCGAUCCCUGGCAUCCCAUAUGGUUCCCCAAGCACUGCCAGGAGUAAUUUCUGAGUGCAAAGCCAGGAGUAACCCCUGAGCAUUGCUGGGUGUGACCCAAAAAGCAAAAAAUAAAAUAAAUAAGUAAAUAAAUAAAUAAUUAAAAAAAUAAAUUAAUCUGCUUCUCAUCUAGUAAAACCCUGUAAUAGAGUUUAAAAAAUUGUGGUAGCCGCCGGCUAAUGGAGGAAAGAACCUUCCUUCUUGGUCUCUCUCCCCUCCGGGAGAAGGCGUGGUGUCCGACAUUUUGUGGGUCCGUUGAGAAGGUACGAACUUGGUGGCGCGGAAAAAAAAAAAAAAAUGUGUGCUUUGAACUUGAAACAGCCGCAGGAUACAGAGCCAGCCCUAGUCGGGCCCGUGCUCGGCUCCGGCCGGCCGGGUUUUCGGCCCGGGCGCCCAUGCCCCUGCAGAGCCGGUGGAUGUGGAACAAGCGGGAACCAGAGACAGCUUUAGGAAUUGGUUUCUGGCAGAAUUUUCCCAGGACUUUAUACAGAAAUCCAAAACCGCGGGGACGCAGCAGCGUCCGCGCGACUUAACAUUUAUAAUUGUCAUCAAUGUGAAAGGGUUCCAUUUGAACAGGUCAGACUUGGGGGGGAAACUCCAAAUAAUAACAGUAAGUUUUUGUUGAAAUAUUGAAGGUUCUUAAUGUAACAGCCACCUCUGGACUAUGAGCUAAGCAAAAGCCCCACGCUGGCCAACGUGGCGUGGAGUACACCAUACUAUGAGGCGCAGGAAGGGGGAUGAGGGGGAAAAAUUAAAAAAAAAAAAUGGAAAAGGAAAAAGAGAAAAAAAAAGAGAGAGAGAGAGUUAUGUCAACUAUAGUGAGUUUUGUGUUGAAUUAUGGAAUGUAAUCAAGGUAAAGAAAAAAUGAAGUGAAAUUCAUUAGUUAUACAGUAGGGGGUAGGGGGUGGGGGCGGGGGGUAAACUGGGGUUUCUGGUGGUGGAAUU
This is a messenger RNA of Sorex araneus (European shrew), 9942 nucleotides long. Its product is annotated as zinc finger protein 383. Gene Ontology annotation, biological process: regulation of transcription by RNA polymerase II; central nervous system development. Gene Ontology annotation, molecular function: RNA polymerase II cis-regulatory region sequence-specific DNA binding; DNA-binding transcription activator activity, RNA polymerase II-specific. Lineage: Eukaryota; Metazoa; Chordata; Mammalia; Eulipotyphla; Soricidae. The record is from RefSeq and is a predicted model, not a curated record. Gene Ontology annotation, cellular component: nucleus. The transcript has 6 exons. The coding region runs from base 5824 to 7269 and encodes 481 amino acids.